Molecule: messenger RNA, 4722 nt
Organism: Lachancea lanzarotensis
Lineage: Eukaryota; Fungi; Ascomycota; Saccharomycetes; Saccharomycetales; Saccharomycetaceae
Product: LALA0S09e07470g1_1
Exons: 1
Coding region: 1-4722 (1573 amino acids)
Biological process (GO): actin filament organization; vesicle transport along actin filament
Cellular component (GO): actin cytoskeleton; myosin complex; vesicle
Molecular function (GO): ATP binding; actin filament binding; microfilament motor activity
Source: RefSeq, a predicted model, not a curated record
AUGUCGUACGAAGUAGGGACCAGAUGCUGGUAUCCGGAUAAACAAGAAGGAUGGGUUGGAGCAGAAGUGUCGAAACUUUCAAACCUAGACGACGGUAAGUACUGUUUGACGUUAGCACUCGAAAACGGCGAAAACGUCGAGAUCGAAACAUCGUCAUUGAGCGAAGAUCACAGCAAUAAUAACCCCAACGGAAACGCUGGUGAUAAAAAUGCACUACCGUUGCUGAGAAACCCUCCAAUUUUGGAAGCCAUCGAGGAUUUAACCUCGCUGUCAUAUUUGAAUGAGCCUGCCGUGCUGCAUGCUAUCAAGACGCGCUAUGGUCAACUCAACAUAUACACCUAUUCCGGGAUCGUACUGAUCGCCACGAACCCGUUCGAUCGUGUGGAGCAACUGUACUCCCAGGAUAUGAUCCAAGCUUACGCCGGAAGACGUCGUGGCGAGCUAGAACCGCAUCUUUUCGCCAUUGCAGAAGAGGCCUACAGAUUGAUGAAAAACGACAAACAGAACCAAACGAUCGUGGUCAGCGGUGAAUCCGGUGCCGGGAAAACUGUUUCGGCGAAAUACAUCAUGCGCUAUUUUGCAUCUGUUGAGCAAGCCGCCAAAAGAGACUCAGCGGUCUUAUCAGAGCAGAGCGAUCAUCGCCAUGAAAUGUCCGAGACUGAGCGUCGAAUUUUGGCCACCAACCCUAUCAUGGAAGCUUUCGGUAAUGCCAAAACCACCAGAAACGACAAUUCCUCGAGAUUCGGUAAGUAUCUUGAAAUCUUGUUCAAUUCCGAUACUGCAAUUAUUGGUGCCAGAAUAAGAACUUACCUGCUCGAACGUUCGAGGCUCGUGUUUCAACCCAAAGUAGAGAGGAACUAUCACAUUUUCUAUCAAUUGAUGGCAGGUCUUUCGGAAACCGAAAAAUCUGAACUUACAUUGACUACAGUCGAAGACUAUCAUUAUCUUAACCAAGGAGGUGAUUAUCGCAUCAAAGGCGUUGAUGAUGCCGCCGAUUAUCAUGAAACUGUCGAUGCGUUGAAGCUGGUUGGUUUCUCUGCAGAUACUCAGAAACAACUCUUCAAGAUUCUAGCCGCAUUGUUGCACAUUGGUAACAUCGAGGUCAAAAAAAUCAGAAACGAUGCUUCUCUAAACUCUGAUGAGCCCAAUUUGCUCAUCGCUUGUGACCUUUUAGGCAUUGAUGCCUCUGGCUUUGCAAAAUGGAUCACGAAAAAACAAAUUACAACUAGAGCCGAGAAAAUUGUCUCGAAUUUGUCUUUCAACCAGGCAAUUGUGGCUAGGGACUCUGUGGCUAAAUUCAUUUUCACUGCACUUUUCGACUGGCUGGUAGAAAAUAUCAAUACUGUGCUCUGUAAUCCUGAGGUUUCUGAACAUAUUAGCUCUUUCAUUGGUGUCCUGGAUAUCUACGGGUUUGAGCAUUUUGAGAAAAACUCCUUUGAGCAAUUCUGCAUUAAUUACGCGAAUGAAAAGUUGCAGCAGGAAUUCAAUCAACAUGUCUUCAAACUCGAACAAGAAGAAUACGUUGCCGAACAAAUUGAGUGGUCUUUUAUUGAGUUCAACGACAAUCAACCUUGCAUUGAUCUGAUUGAAAAUAAGCUUGGUAUUUUGUCAUUACUGGACGAAGAAUCUCGACUCCCUGCAGGGUCUGAUGAAAGCUGGACUCAAAAGCUUUAUCAGGCCCUCGAUAAGCCUCCCACCGAUGCGGUUUUCUCCAAACCAAGAUUUGGACAGAGCAAAUUCAUUGUCUCGCACUAUGCUUUGGAUGUGGCGUACGAUGUCGACGGAUUCAUAGAGAAGAAUAGGGAUACGGUCUCAGAUGGUCAUCUAGAAGUCUUAAAGGCUACGCAAAACGAUACUUUGCGUUCUAUUUUGGAUAUCAUCGACCAAAAUGCCGCUGCUCUUGCGGAAAAGCAGGAAGCUAACAAGAAACCAGGGCCUGCAAGAAUGGUCAACAAGAAACCAACACUGGGUUUCAUGUUUAAACAAUCUCUCAUCGAAUUGAUGAGUACGAUUGACUCCACAAAUGUGCACUAUAUUCGCUGUAUUAAACCAAAUGAGACUAAAGAGGCAUGGAAGUUUGACAAUCUCAUGGUUUUGUCGCAGCUCCGUGCUUGCGGUGUAUUAGAGACCAUUCGAAUCUCAUGUGCAGGGUUUCCGUCAAGAUGGACUUACAAUGAAUUUGUUUUAAGAUAUCAUAUCUUGAUACCAUCAGAUAACUGGACCAAGAUCUUUGCUUUGGAAGCCUCGGAGGAAGACAUCAGAAGCUUAUGCAAAGAUAUUUUGAAUGAAACCGUCAACGAGAAGGAAAAGUACCAGCUUGGUAACACCAAGAUUUUUUUCAAAGCAGGUAUGCUGGCAUAUUUGGAAAAACUAAGAAGUACUAAAAUGCACAACGCCUGUGUCCUAAUACAAAAGAAGAUAAAGGCUCUUUACUACCGUAGAAGGUAUUUGGAGAUCACAAGUGCUCUUCAUAAGCUCCAAGCAUAUAGUAGUGGUCAUGCUUGUCGUUUAAGCGUUGAUUUCCAGUUGAAAAGUAAUGCGGCAUGUUAUUUGCAGGCCUUUUUUAGAGGACGUGCUCAGCGUCGCUUCGCUACUACUGCAGUUGCCUCCAUCGUGAAGGUUCAAUCCCUGGCAAGAAAACGGAUUGCACAAAAAGCGCUAUCAGAGAAACAACAGACAACUGCAGCCAUUAGUAUUCAAAGUAAAAUACGGGGGUUCAAUCCACGUCAAAGUUUCAACACUACAAGAGGAUCUUCCAUCCGUAUACAGUCCUUGGUUAGAAGAAAAUUGGCACAAAGAACACUGAAGCAACUGAAAUCUGAGGCGAAGUCUGUGAACCAUUUGCAAGAAGUGAGUUAUAAACUUGAGAACAAGGUCAUUCAGCUCACAGAUAAUUUGGCGGAAAAAGUCAAGGAAAAUAGAGAGCUUACUGCACGCAUCCUUGAGCUUCAAACAUCUUUGAAUGAAUCCGCUAAUAUCCAGAGUGUGUUGGACGUACAGAAAGAAGAGCAUUCUAGAGACCUGAAGGAGCAGCAGGAAUCGCAUAGCAGUGAACUUUCACAAAGAUCCGAGGAGUUGCGUGCUGCCAAAGAAGAAAUUGCGUCUGCUCGGAAGGAGAUUGACGAAUUACUGGAAAAACACGAAAAACUAAAGGAGGAAAUCCGCUCUAAUGUGGAUUCCCUUAACCAAGCAAAGAACGCUUUCACUGAAUCACAAACUCAGAACUCAGAUUUGAAAAAUGAGGUGAAAUCGCUGAAGGAUGAAAUAAGUCGACUACAAAGCAGUGUCCGCAGUGGAGUUAGCACAAAUGGUACAAUGGUUAACACCCCUACUAAAUCUAGAAGGUUCAGUAGUCACAGCAGUGUGACCGACGGAACUUCGCCAAGGCAACUGAAUGUGAUUUCCAUGAAUAACGGCAUGGAAGACGAUGCUAGGUCAACCGCAAGCGCAUUGUCUCAAAUAAAUGACGAGCUUUACAAGAUUCUCGAAGACACUAAGGCCCUGAAUACAGAAAUUGUCGAUGGACUUCUGAAGGGAUUUAAAAUACCGGAAACAGGUGUCGCUGCUGAGCUGACCAGGAAAGAGGUUUUGUACCCUGCAAGAAUCAUGAUCAUAAUCUUGAGUGAUAUGUGGAGAUUAGGGUUGACAAAGCAGAGUGAAAGUUUUCUUGCCGAUGCUAUGUCUACCAUUCAAAAACUUGUCACCGGUUUAAAAGGUGAUGAUUUGGUAAGUCAUGGAGCUUUUUGGCUGACGAAUGUACGCGAGUUAUACUCGUUUGUCGUUUUUGCACAGGAAAGCAUAUUAAAUGAUGAUACCUACAACAGCGGUUUAAAUGAAGAUGAGUACAAGGAGUAUGUGACCUUGGUCACCGAAUUAAAAGACGACUUUGAGUCCUUGAGUUACAACAUUUACAACAUCUGGCUGAAGAAACUACAAAAGGAUUUGGAAAAGAAGGCAGUUUCCGCAGUGGUGAUGUCGCAAUCCCUUCCUGGGUUUAUUGCCAAUGAAUCGACGCAGUUUUUGGGUAAACUUUUUACGCAAACCAACUACUACAAGAUGGAUGGAAUCCUUGCAUUUUUCAACAACAUUUAUUGGUCGAUGAGAACCUAUCACGUUGAACAAGAAGUAUUCCGCGAGGUUAUCAUCACUUUGCUGAAAUACGUGGACGCGAUAUGUUUCAACGAUCUGAUCAUGAGGAGAAACUUUUUGUCUUGGAAGAGGGGUUUGCAGCUGAACUACAAUGUAACCAGACUGGAGGAAUGGUGUAAAUCUCAUCAUAUUCCCGAAGGUAGUGAUUGUCUGCAACAUAUGUUACAAGCAUCGAAGCUUCUACAAUUGAAAAAAGCCAAUUUGGAUGAUAUUGAUAUCAUUUGGGAAAUCUGUUCUUCGUUGAAACCUGCACAAAUUCAGAAACUGAUAACCCAAUAUGCUGUUGCUGACUACGAGGUUCCAAUACCACAAGAAAUUUUGACAUUUGUUGCCAACAGAGUUAAGAGUGAGUCUUCGUUAUCGUCAGACGGCAAGUCUCAAACCCACAGUAGCGAUAUUUUUCUCACAGUUGAAAGCGGACCGUUUGAGGAUCCUUUCAAUUUGAUAGAGACCAGAAAAUUUGGUAAAAUCGAAGCAUACAUUCCUGCUUGGAUGAAUUUACCAAUCACCAGAAGAGUUGUCGAGCUCGUCACGCAGCAUGUAACCGUCCAGGAGGUUCAGAAGGGCGUAUAG